Chironomus riparius is the source of this 406-nucleotide messenger RNA. The record is from the annotation of a GenBank genome assembly. Lineage: Eukaryota; Metazoa; Arthropoda; Insecta; Diptera; Chironomidae.
ACUUAAUAUUCCAAUUUAAAAGUAUCAAGCAACAAUAAAAUCAUAUUUGACAUGAUAUUGAAAAUUUUCAUUAUGGUGCUUUGCCUUACUUACUAUCUAUGUACUUAUGAUUUUCGAGAGCCUGCGGAACGAGCUGAUCCAUUUGCUGCAUCUUUAUGUGAUAAUAGUAUGAUGUUUGCUGUAAACCGGAAAGAGUUGAGACAUCAAGAAGAACUAAUAAUCGACCAUACUAAAUAGCAUAAAUUUUGAAUGAAACAAAUUGUCAAAGAUUUAGAAAGAAGAAUGAACAAGGUAUUCAUUUGUCAAAGAAAGAAGCAACAGAAGUUCUUAAUAAGUUGAAAUAAAAUUUUAUUAAUUUAACUUUAAAUUCUUUAAUUUUAUACGCAAUAAUCUUCAAUAAUCUUUC